Camellia sinensis is the source of this 1114-nucleotide messenger RNA. The record is from RefSeq and is a predicted model, not a curated record. NCBI's taxonomy places the organism in Eukaryota, Viridiplantae, Streptophyta, Magnoliopsida, Ericales, Theaceae.
AAGCAAGUUCCACAUUUAUUGUGUUUGUGUGAUUUGUUUUUGCAUUAAUAUUUUUUUUUUAAUAACUUUAAAAUACCCAACAAUUCUGCUGUGAUUAUAAUGCAAUUUUCUUCUUUUUUUUCAUUAAUGAAAUACAGGUUUGGGGUGACAUUAAAGCACCAGACAUGAUGAAUUUUGGUGAUAUAAACUCUCAUACUUGGCUUGUUUUCUCAAAUGUUGAUGGGCUUAUUGUCAGUGGAACUGGGCAAAUUGAUGGCACUGGAAAAUCUUGGUGGGAUUCCUGUCCAAAGGCUUUGACAUUCAAUCGGUGUAACAACCUUCGGCUAAGUGGAUUGAGGCAUGUCGAUAGCGCAAAUAACCACAUUUCGAUUACCAAUUGCGCAGUUGUCACCAUCUCAAACAUUCAUAUAACUGCACCUGAAACUAGCCCUAACACCGAUGGCAUUGACAUCAGCAAUUCCAACCGUAUUGUGAUUCACGAUUCUUACAUUGGAACAGGUGAUGACUGCAUUGCUAUGAUUAAUGGCUGCAAAUAUAUCAACAUUACUGGCGUAAAUUGCGGUCCAGGCCAUGGAAUAAGCAUUGGAAGCUUGGGAAAAAAUGGAAGUAGAGCUACAGUGGAAGAACUACAUGUGAAGAACUGUACCUUUAAUGGAACUCAAAAUGGGGCAAGGAUCAAGACAUGGCAAGGCGGGUCCGGAUAUGCUAAGAUAAUUUCUUUUGUUGACAUUAUACUUAUUGAAACGGGCAACCCUAUAUUGAUCGACCAGUAUUAUUGUCCACACAACACUUGCAAAGAUCAAACAUCAGCAGUAGGAAUCAGCAAUGUUUCAUUUACUGGAUUUCGUGGAACAACUAAUACAAUAGAUGCAAUCCAACUCAACUGCAGUAAAAACGUACCUUGUACCGACAUUGAAUUGAAUCAGAUCAACAUAAUGCCAACGCCUGAUAUGAAGCCGGGAACAAUUCUUCAAUCCACUUGCAUUAAUGCCCAUGGAACAUCUAACACAUCCAAUAAUCCUAAAGUGACUUGUUUAAUUCAGUAGCUUGACUAUGAUGUUAUGAAGUGUUAAUAUUAUAGUAUAUAUUGUUAUCAUCAUGGAUAAGUAGGCAG